AUGAUGAGGACGGGAAAAUGGUUGAUUAUUUUUCUAUUUUUUUCGUGUGAUUUAUUGAUACAACAAAGUUAUGGAUUACGAAGAAUUGUUAAGCGAUCAUCUGGUUCAGGAUCUAACUCUGCGUCGGGAUCGGGCUCGGCUUCAGGUUCAUACGAAUAUCACUAUCCGACCAAUUCAAAAUCUGAUUCAAGAUCCAGUUCUUCUGAGUAAGUUGAUAAAUAUUUUGGAGCAUAAUGUAGAAAACCUAUAGGGAAACUCUGAAUGUACCAACACCCCCAACUUUGGGAACAACACUUGAAGAAUACGGACCCAUCUAUCAAAGUUAGUAAUAAAAGUUAUUGAUUAAAAUAACUUGAGUAUGUUUCAGUUAGUGGUCAAACGACUACUCCAACAACAACAACAACAACAACAGUCCAGCCAACGCAACCCGCGCAACCAACAUAA
Messenger RNA from Caenorhabditis angaria, 444 nucleotides. The record is from the annotation of a GenBank genome assembly. NCBI's taxonomy places the organism in Eukaryota, Metazoa, Nematoda, Chromadorea, Rhabditida, Rhabditidae.